Molecule: messenger RNA, 3852 nt
Organism: Centrocercus urophasianus (Greater sage-grouse)
Lineage: Eukaryota; Metazoa; Chordata; Aves; Galliformes; Phasianidae
Gene: PER3
Product: period circadian regulator 3
Exons: 21
Coding region: 1-3543 (1180 amino acids)
Biological process (GO): entrainment of circadian clock by photoperiod; negative regulation of transcription by RNA polymerase II; circadian regulation of gene expression
Cellular component (GO): cytoplasm; nucleus
Molecular function (GO): transcription cis-regulatory region binding; transcription corepressor binding
Source: RefSeq, a predicted model, not a curated record
AUGGACGGCUGCGGCGCGGGGCUGAGCGCGGGAAGCGGCGCCGGCGGGGAUCGGCGCGACGGGACGGAGUGCGGCGGCUGCGCGCCGGGCGGAGGCUUCGGUGAUCAGCUGGAUUGGCGUCAGUCUCACAAAGAUCUGAUGGUGAUGAUCCAAGAAAUCAAAAACUGUUUGCCUGAAGAGAAAAGGAGUUCCAGCAAGCCCAGCACUGUCAGUGCUCUCAAUUACGCUUUACGGUGUGUACAGCAGGUCCGAGCAAACAAUGAGUUUUUCCAGGCUCUUGGUGAUCGAAGAGUGUUCCAGACGGGUGUGAUGACAUACGGCAUAGAAGAGUUGGUGACAGUUGCAUCAGAACACACUCCAAAAAACAGUGACACCUUUGUGGCUGUGUUUUCCCUGCUUUCUGGGCGCAUAUUGCAUAUUUCUGAGCAGGCAGCAUCCAUUCUAAACCAUAAGAAGAAAGUCUUGGAAUCCUCCCGGUUUGUAGAGCUUCUUGCCCCUCAGGAUGCAAGUGUGUUCUAUGCACACACUGAUCAGUCUCACUUGCCACUUUGGUGCACAGAAAGUCAAACAGCCUCUCUGUAUGACUAUGCCCAGGUGAAAUCCUUUUUCUGCAGGAUCAGAGGUGGUAAAGAUCAAGAACAAGAAAUGCACUGGUACCCAUUCCGAAUCACCCCAUACUUGGUCCAUGUCUGCACCGCUGUCCAUGUGGAUGCAGAGUCCUGCUGCUUGGCUUUGGCUGAGAAAAUUCACUCUGGAUAUGAAGCUCCUCGAAUUCCUAUGGAUAAAAGAAUCUUCACCACUACUCACACUCCGGGAUGUGUUUUUCUUGAGAUAGAUGACAGAGCAGUGCCUUUGUUGGGUUACUUACCUCAGGAUUUGAUUGGAACAUCCAUACUGAUGUAUUUGCAUCCAGAAGAUCGUCCUUUAAUGAUCACUAUUCACCGUAAAAUCCUGAAAUUUGCUGGGCAGCCUCCUUUUGAAUACCUACCCAUUAGGUUUUGCACUCAAAAUGGGGAUUAUGUCAUCCUGGAUACCAGCUGGUCCAGUUUUGUGAAUCCAUGGAGCAGGAAAGUAGCAUUCAUCAUUGGCCGACACAAAGUCCGAACAAGCCCUCUGAAUGAAGAUGUUUUUGCUACAAGAAGUCAAGAAACUAGCAGUGUUGAGAAAGAGAUAAAAGAAUUGCAAGGCCAAAUCUACAAGUUGCUUUUGCAGCCAGUUCACAGCAACGUUUCUAGUGGUUACGGUAGCCUUGGUAGCAGUGGUUCUUAUGAACACUACAUCAGUGUAGCAUCUUCAAGCGACUCCAAUGGAAAUUGUGCAGAGGAAACACCAGAACCAGUGACUUUGCAGCAGGUGUGUGCAGAUGUCAACCGGAUAAAGAAUCUGGGACAGCAGCUGUAUAUUGCAUCAAGGAGCAAGCCACAGGAUGGAAACGAACAGCCUAUGGGUUCAGAAAUGCUAGAAGGGAAGAGGCACAGCGCUUCCUGUUUUCUCCCGACCUUGAGAAGUGAUAGCACAGAAGAACUGGGCAAUGCACUUUAUGAUGAUUCAAAGAAGACUCCGCAUGUUCCUUCCUAUCAGCAGAUUAAUUGUGUUGAUAGUAUCAUCAGAUAUCUAGAGAGCUGCAGUGUUCCAGUAUUGAAAAGGAAAUCUAAAUCUUCUACAAAUACAUCAUCAUCUUCAGAUGGUGACAAGAAAAACCAGCCAAGACUGCAGGAGGUCAGGGCAUUGGGAGAUACUGCUGUUCUUUCAUCAGUUAAUUCCCAAACUCCAGUAUUUGCUGAUCAGGAAGAAAUGGUGAAGAAGCAGACCAAUGAAGGCAUUGUGGGAGCUCCUCUGCCAGGCCUGAGCCUGUCCAACAAGUCUCUGAGUGUGGUAUCUGCCACCAGCCAGUGCAGUUACAGCAGCACUAUUGUGCAUGUCCCACACCCUGAAUCAGAAGUGACUACAAUGGAGAAUACUCAUGUUGGAAAUGAACACAUCGAGCUGCCUCCUCUGAAUGCUCAGAAUCCUGUUACAGUGGCUGAGGAGUUAAAGCCAGUUGGGUUAACAAAAGAGGCUUUGUCAGUCCACACGCAAAAGGAAGAGCAAAACUACGUGGACAGGUUCCGCAGGAGGAUCUUGCUCUCUCCGUUUAGGACUUGCCUUCAGUGGGAUAGCAGAAGUAACAAUGGGCAUUCCUAUGACCAAGGAAAUUCUCCUUCUAAGGAGAUGACUCCAACUAGCUGUAAAAAUGGCAAAAAAGGAAAAUUCAGACCACGGAAGCCUCAGAGACAGUCCUCAGAUAGACGAUCUUGUAGUAAAAACAGAAACGGUCUUCAAUGUGAGAAGAGAAGAAUUCGGAAGCAGUCACUUUCUCCCUCAGAAAUGUCCUGUUUAAGGUCCUCCAGUACGAAUUGCUUUCCUCCUGUGGGAUUUCCCCUCUAUUCAGAUGCACUGUCUAGUUUUCCGGCCUCUCCUAUAGGAGAGGAACUUGCUAUUUACUCAACAAAACCUGAGCCCACGUCAUUGUCACAGCUGUGCUGUGGAGCACCAUCAUUUCCAGCACUUUCUCCCCCAAACAUAGGGAUGUUUAUGGCUGUGUUUUUUCACAAUUUCCCUGUAUAUACCCAGAUGCCUCAACAUGCCUUUCUUCCUAGCCCUCAGAACGUUUAUCUCCCUUCUUCAUAUCCGUGCUCUACUCUACCUCCUGCCCCCCCUCCUUCAGUUCCAUCACCAAUAGCCCCAAUCUCUGCGGAUCAGUCCUGUCCGGCCUCUUCUGCCACAUCCACUGAGGAGCAGCUGGAGGGACAACAUGGCUGGGCCUUACAGCUGAGUAGCUCACGGAGCAGCUCCCCGCUUCAGCUGAAUUUACUUCAAGAAGAGCUGCCAGAAUCUGUGGAGCCUUCAGUUAACACUGAUUUUAAAGCAAGUACAGAAGCUAAAUGUGACGAUAGUCGGGAAGAUAGUGGUAGCAGUGCUAGUAGCCAUUGUGCUUCAUGUGAAUUUACUGACCGCUUGCUGCGUGAGGACGCCCAGUCAGGCGCGGGUUCAGCAGCAUCAGGCAGUGGAUUGGCUUUAUCUAGUUCUUUAGGCUCUCGCUCCUGUGAAACUUCUGGUGGUGGCACAGCAGGCAGUAGGAAAAGCAGCAAGUAUUUUGCCAGUAAUGAUUCUUCUGAAACUUCCAAAACAGAGACUAAUCAAGAAGCAAAAGAAAAACAGACAUCUCAUAAAUCUAAACAUGAGUCAGCCUGGGUGACGAUGGAUCGCACACCUGAGCAAGUUCUAAUGACGUACCAAAUGCCUCACAGAAUUAAAGAGGAAGUUUUAAAAGAGGAUAUGGAGAAGCUGGUAGUCAUGCGACAGCAACAGCCUUGGUUUUCAGAUAGGCAAAAGAGGGAGCUUGCAGAAGUGCACACGUGGCUCCGGACACAGACUGUCCCACUACAAAUCAACACUCAAGGAUGUGUAACGUGUGACAUCAGGGAAGCAACUUGUGAGGCUGCAAUGGCUGAUGACAAUAUGGAAAACAAGGGAAAAUCGCUUCCAGUCUUGGAACACUGAAGACAUCCCUGCCUGUGACAGUAAAACUGGUUGGAAUAAUUCCCAUUCCCUUUUCCUUUGGCUUUGCAAGAUGCUAGCAGCAAAUCUCUCCAGCUGUCUUCUCCCACCAUGAGCAAUCAUACACGAAACUAAACCUUUCUCCAUUACUCCCUUUUGCUCCUGGCAGGAUUUUGAAGGCAAUCUUUCACUAGGAGGUUGUUUGUGAUGUCAGGAAGGACAACUUGACAAGAACGAGUGAUCGUGGAUGGAUUGUUUCUAACUUCUGAUUGCUCAGUGCUGAGCAAAAUAUAAAGAUUUUUUUGUGUUGUG